Molecule: messenger RNA, 1131 nt
Organism: Erinaceus europaeus (western European hedgehog)
Lineage: Eukaryota; Metazoa; Chordata; Mammalia; Eulipotyphla; Erinaceidae
Exons: 5
Coding region: 1-867 (288 amino acids)
Source: RefSeq, a predicted model, not a curated record
AUGAGGAACCGACAGGCCUGCUAUCACCCCCGUGGCCCCUGCCUUCCACCCUCUUCACCUUCCCCAACCCUUCCUCCUUCCCCACCCCCUUCUUUGGCCUCUUCUCCCUUGCCUGCCAUCCACCCCUACUUUGUCCUGGUCCCCACUGGGGACCUCUGGGCUGACUCCUCUCCUCCUGGCCCAACCCACCCAGACAUGCUCCAGACCCUCCCCAGGUCCCCUCCUGCCUGUGGGAGCCUCAGAGCCUGCCCCCUGCGUAGGACCCCUGGGGUGCCCAGCCUCCGCUCCCAGUCCUCCCUCCACCACUUCCUCGGGGCCCCCCUCUCUGCUUUGAACUCUUCUUUUGCCCUUGACCUUCCUUCAGGCCCUACUCUGACCUCCAGACACCAGGGUAGCCUGGCCCCCUUGCCCUGCACCCCUCCUGCCCAAUCAUAUCCUCUCCCUACCUCCUCCACACUCUUAGGCCACCCUCCAAGCCGUCCCAGGGGCUGGGUGGGCACCUGGCCUCCUAGGAGCUGGGGGAAUCUGGCCCCUGUGGGACACAGGGAUCAGCGGCUGGGGGGCACCUGCAGGACAGCUGGGCAGAACUCCUACCGCCCCUUGAAGCACCUGUCUCCAGGGUCUCUCUUCUCUGAGCCCAUGCAUCGCCCCCCUCAUUUGGAAGAAGCGCCAGUGUCCUGUGCCUGGACAGAAAUAAGGAAAGGCUUGAUGGGCCAGAAAUGGAGACUGCCAUGCUUAUCCUCUUCUGUCCACUCCACUGGGCCAGAGCGCCCAAGCUGGGGCAACCAAAAAUCAGCUGCCUGCCCCCCUAGGAAGGAGCCACAGCAGCUGCGUUUUGGUUUGGGAGGCCCGGAUGCCUCCCGCUGACCUAGAGUUUGCAAACGAUUGUGUAGUGAAUACACCUGCGGGAACCCAACCUUGACCUCUGAGUUGUGAUGCCAAAGGCAGAAAGAAAACUUUGAUCAUAAAUGACGGAACACCGUGGCCCUUUGUAAAGAAAACCAACGCUAUUCGAGCCACUCUCCUAACUUUCUCCAGUGCCAACUCCUUUCUGUGUGACAUUUUUGUAUGAAGCCUCCCGCAGUUUGUAGUGUGACAACAACUUAAACUGGAUUUUCAAGGUUGCAAACA